AGAUAAAUGACAGCGAGGGGCACCCAAGCAGCAGCCACCAAACCCUGAAAGGAACCUCAAAAUGGGCUACCUCACUGGAGAGCCUCCUCGAAGAUCCAGAAGGAGUGAAACGAUUUAGGGAAUUUUUAAAGAAGGAAUUUAGUGAAGAAAACGUUUUGUUCUGGUUAGCAUGUGAAGAGUUUAAGAAAACACAGGGGAAAAAACAGAUGCAAGAAAAGGCUAAAGAAAUUUACAUGACUUUCCUGUCCAGUAAAGCUUCCUCCCAAGUCAACGUUGAAGGGCAGUCCCGUCUGAGUGAGACCAUUUUGGAGACACCUCAUCCUCUCAUGUUUCAGAAGCUCCAGGACCAGAUAUUCAAUCUCAUGAAAUAUGACAGCUACAGCCGCUUCUUGAAGUCAGACAUAUUCCUAAACCAUAAGAAGUGUGAGGAGCAAGAGGAGAAUUCACCAGAGGCUCAGAGUGCAGCUAAAAGAGCGUCAAGAAUUUACAACACAUGAUACAACGAAUCCCUUCAGGAGGAGCAAUACAAUGACUAAAUUACACUCAGGAACAGUCUAGGUUUAUAGCAGUUGCAUUUAGGGCUUGAAAAGCUCAGAACCUUUUUAGGAGAUACUUACCUUCUUAAUUGCUUGAACGACUAAUUGUUUUUGCAUGAUAGCUAAUAACAAAG
Nestor notabilis (Kea) is the source of this 670-nucleotide messenger RNA. It is a transcript of the gene RGS10, whose product is annotated as regulator of G-protein signaling 10. Gene Ontology annotation, biological process: regulation of G protein-coupled receptor signaling pathway. The transcript has 4 exons. Gene Ontology annotation, molecular function: GTPase activator activity; G-protein alpha-subunit binding. NCBI's taxonomy places the organism in Eukaryota, Metazoa, Chordata, Aves, Psittaciformes, Psittacidae. The annotation marks the transcript as partial. The record is from RefSeq and is a predicted model, not a curated record.